GUGCGUCUGCUCUUGGGUUAUAGAAGGAGAGGGAGUACGGAGGGGUGCUAAAGUUAUUUUCCCCUUUCCUCUCCGUCUGCGAGGAGGAUGAGGCUAGAAAUAUAAACAGGGUAUCUGGACCCUGUAGAGUUCUGGGGAAGCUCCGCGCCUGGCCUUACUUCCUACUGAGCCCUGAAUCAAACCUUCCUGACCUUUGCAGCCCUCUGAUUAGAGAACUAUGAAGCUCUGGGUUGUGCUUUGCCUUGCAUUGCUCUGGGUGGAGCUCCAAAAUGGUGAGUCCGAUCCACAUCUGCCUUGUAGAUUUAUGAGAAGAAAAGUUACUGAGUAUUUAUUUUACUUGGAGUUUAAAAUGGGAACUUUUGGAGGAUUAGACAGUCUGCUGCUGUAAAUCUGUCACAUUCAGUAAAGAUGAAGUCGACAUUUAUCAGUGGUUUAUCAGGACACUGAAACUAAUCUGCUGUCACUAGAUUUGAAGUUUGGUAUCUAGAUUGCCAAUGUUUGCACAAGAGUUGCAUCAAGUUGUGUGAGUUUUGCGCUAAGUACUUCUGCAGAACAACUCAAACCAUCUGAGGCAUGCAGCAGGCGUUUCUAAUUAAAAGGAUUUUGCUGCUGACCUCUGCUUGGAGUUCUCAAUAAUGCUGUGAAAGAGACUCAAAGAAACCUGAAAGAGAAAGCGUUUUCUUCAGGUUUCAUCUGUGCUCAGUUGGAAAUACGGUGCAUGCAGCUGAAAGGCAAACUUGGUUCUGGACAUUUUGUGCCAGUCUAAAGUUUUUCAUACAUCCUGUCAAACUGUUGUCACAGCUGUGGGAACCAUACUGACCACGGUUUCUCAAAAGAAUCAGCCCAUCGUACAGUAUGGGAUUGUUUUAUGACUAAUCUCUGCUGUCUUUAUUAUUCUUGCUCCCCUUUGUUCCUCCCUCUAAUCCACCCUCCCUCCUCUGUGCCUCUGUGUGUCCAGGGGACUGCCAACAAGUCAAGCGGAGGAAAGAUGUGGGAGAAAACCGUAUCCGGCCAGGGGGUAAACGGGUGAAGAUGCGGCACCCAAAACUAAAAGAUGCAGGAGGGAAAGGUCAGUCCCUUCUGACCCAGGUUUUAGACAAGGGACGUUUCUUACGCUUGGGCCAGACCACGACUCUGACUCCUGGGAGGACUAUGGAGCUUCGCUGCAAAGGAAACUCUAUCGGAUGGUCAUACCCAACCUACCUGGACACCUUCAACGACUCACGCCUCAGGUGCUGGGAGCAAACAUCUGCAGUUUUUAUGCUUUAAGAUGAUCUUACAGUAAAAGUGUUUUCUUUUGUUUCCUACCUGCAGCAUCAAGCAGAGUGACAAAUACAGUCAGCUGAUCCUGACGUCGCCCUCUGCUGCUGACACAGGGCCUUACAGCUGCUGGGUGGUUGUGUGUGAUGGCACAGAGUGUGAGAAAGACCACGAUCGCACACACGUCUCAUACAUCUAUUUCACAGGUGAUUAAAAAAAGGGCUCAGAGCACACUGCACUUAAUAUUACUGCUUUUAAGAACAAAGAAGAAGUCCUACAUGUUACUUUGUCCAUUCAUGGUUGAUUGUCAUUAUGAAGCGUAAACACAGAUUUCCUUUAUUUGCUUCCUCCAUUAGGGACUGAGCUUUUCCUAUCACUUUUAAAACUGAAAACAAUUCAUUUUUUUAUAACAUACAAGCAUUGGGGUAGCCUAUUUUUUAGCAUCAAAUCACUCUUAAUAAUUAAAUUUUCAAGAUGAAUACACAAUUAGACAUGAAUGAGGGUGAAAAGAGAUUAUCCCAAUCCCAGACAACAUAUUUGAAAAAUUGAUUUGAUAUGAUUUUGAGUUUAAACUUUCACAUAGGAGAGGCUGGCUUCACUUUUUAGGAGCUGCCAUGUCAUCCGUUUUUUUCUAAUAGAGUCCGGAAGUAAUUUUACAGUUAAACAAUUAUACAUUAUUUAUGCAGCUCAAAUAGAUUACUGUCCUCAUCCAGCGUCAGUGGGUGCCGUUUUUUGUAAUCCAUUUGAUUCUUAUUUAUUCAGGUCACAAGGUUGGUGAAUCAGAUGACUUGACAGACAGGUGGGCACAAUGUAGUUAACUGCGUGGAGGCUAAAGGCCUGUCUGUGGUAGGUUGACCCCGAGCAAGACUGAGUCAGCUGCUCAACUUCCAGGUCAAAGCCUAGUGUGUGAACUGUGGAGCAUGCUCAGAGCAUAGAGUCUUUCUCCAAGCACUUUCUUUUGCACAAAUAUUUUAAACAACAUGUAAAUGUACAACAUGCCUUCAUGUUUGAUGCCCAGGGGUGUCUCCAGAGGGGUAGCAAGGGGUGGCACUGGCCAACUUAAAAUCUGGUUGGCAACCUCAAAAUGAUUGGCCAUCUGCCUCCUAAGGGGUGGGACCUCUUAGGGGUCUUUUAAAGUCAUUCAGGAUGUCUGAAGCUUUAUUUGUAUUUCAGUUUGGUACCUUCGAUAUUGUUAGGUUGUUUCUUAAAUAUUGGUGGUCGAUAUUUUCUUUCAGAGUCAGAGUCCUGAAAGAAUUGAGCUGAAAAGCAUUUGUCGCACUCAGUUGUUUUCUUUUUAUGGUUAAAACACAGACAGGAGUAUUGGUUUACUUGUCGCUGAAGUGUAAGAGCUUGUUGUUUUUCUGCUCCGGUGUCAUGUGAGUUUUUUGACUCACGAGUCACAUCUGUCUCCAAACAGACAAAGACAACCUCUUCGUCCCCUCCGCCAUCCACUUUGAGAUUGUGUACCUGCGCCCAGACAGGCCUGCUGUGGUGCCCUGUCGUGUGACUGACCCGGAGGCCGUUGUGUCCCUGCACAGAGAGGUCCCCCCAGAGGAGAUCCCAUCCAAUGACACUCUAGUGACCUAUGAUCCCACCAAGGGGUUCAUCCUGCAAAACCCAAGCCUGGAGCUUCAGGGGGUUUUCUACUGCAAGGCUGUGACCACCAGGGGCACCCCUCAGAUCUCCACCAAAUAUCAGCUGCUCUAUGUGGAAGGUGGGGGUCGCUUAGUCAUCACCAGAAAUCCUGUUACAUCUGCUCAGUCAUUGUCUUCUUUAAGUCCUGUCUUUAAGUCCUCUAAAAACCCAGAUCAUUCAACAUCUCAUUGAUUCAAAGCGAACAAGUCACAAUGAGAGCACUUACUUUGCUUUAUCUGCUUCCAGGAAAAGGUUGAAUUUCAGAGUUGGAAACUUGGUGUGAGUUAAUGAAAUGGAAACAGUGUGUCCAUGACUUCAAAUAAAGCUGCAAUGGCAGCAAAUGGAAAGAAAUAGAGUUUGGACUCGAGGUAAAGAGGCUAGUCUGUAAAACACCCACUGAAAUGGUGAGCUUGAUCAGGCCCACAUUAAUCCUCUCCAAACAACAGAUUCAACACUUAUGUAAGAGGCAGGCAUCUUGGUUAUUUACAUAACUGACUCUAAUGCGAGUGGUUUAAUUUAACAUGAGAACACAGAUUUGUCCAGUACCCAGGCUAGCUCGCUGUCUCUUGUUUACAGUUCCCAGUGGGCCACCAUUUGUGAGCCUUGAAUCCUCUCCAGAGUCUGUAAGAGGAGGGGACAACGUUAAUGUAACAUGCACUGUGCUUGGGGAGCCAGAAGUGGACAUAAGCUUCAUUUGGAUGUAUCCUGGUCAGGUAAGAGGAUUACUGAGCCUAUAACCAAAAGUUUAUUGUGAUGAGCACCAACAGCUCUGGUUUUGUUUUAAUCUAUUAAUCUAUUUAAGCUUUAUUUAGACAGGUAAUCUGAUUUAGACGAGGGUGUCAUUCUCAGGAGAUCAGGCAUUAUCAAAUGAAGAGUGGCAAAGUGGCAUGAAAGAUGAUAUUCUUGAGCAGAAACAUAACCCUGCUGAUUUGCAAAGCUUUGUGCUUUAAAAAAACACUCAAAGACAGGAAUUACUAUAACACAUAGAAACAUUCUAACAAGCACAGUGUUGGUCUUCAUCGUGGUAGAAAACAAAGCAUGUUUACAAUCGUAGGACUCUGGGAUCUUGUUGAUAAUCCACGGUGAGUUUUUUUGGGUUACCGCGACAUUGUCAAUGAUAAAACCUUUCCUUCCUCUGAUAUUUCCUCACUCAUGUUUGUCUAACUGAACAGGACCACCGUCCAGUCCACAUCCACAACUCCUGGAGGCUGGUUAACAGAGGUUUGAGCCAUACUACACGGGUCUCCCAGAGCGUCAUGACUAUAGAGGACAUGGAGACCAUCGACUUUGGAAGCUACAUCUGCAAAGCCAAGAACCAGCACGGUGAGACAAUCGUGGCGACCAACAUCAGCUCCAAUUAACCCCAGUGACCCAGCCUGCAUUGAUGUAAUAAGUAAUGAGUGUGUGAGGGAGAAUUCCAGUGUAUCCAGAUAACCAUUGAAUGUAUAUACUACAAAAAGUAUGUAUUUUAAGACUGCAGAUUGUGAUGCAUAAUAAAGGUUUGCUACAUCUUUUGACAGACUCA
Xyrichtys novacula (pearly razorfish) is the source of this 4420-nucleotide messenger RNA. The record is from the annotation of a GenBank genome assembly. Lineage: Eukaryota; Metazoa; Chordata; Actinopteri; Labriformes; Labridae.